GUAUAGUAUUUAAUCCGUAGAAUUCAUUUAUGAAAUGACAUUUGAGUAAGACCCUGACGUCGGAAAGGUGUGUAUCGAUAAAUUUAUCCAAUAAAAAGCAGAAGCUUAGGUAAAAGAUAGGUGAUAAAAAAGAAAGACUUCAUAUCUCAGUUGUCGUGAUAAAAGAAAGAUUUAUUGUUGAAACUUAUCAGUUCUUGGGUAUUAGCAGUUCAAUCGGGGUGACUGAUAUAAAAUCCGAGUUAAAACUUUAGGACAUAAAUAAAUAACUUUAUACAAAUAUCAGUAGGGAAGUUUUACUUAUUUAGCGUGUGGACUUUUAGUAAUGAUGACAAAUAUUAUUUCAACAGUUAUGAAAACAGUUUGUUUAGUUUUAGUGAUAUCAAGUUUCGUUCAUGCUGGAUUUCUGGAAAACUUUUGUGCACAAAAAUGCAACUUGGGUCUCGGCGGAAAUCUAUGUAGAUGUAAUGGAUUUCAUUUUGCCGGGAAACGGACGAUAACUGACAAAUAUAUAGAAAACAAUCCAGAUUCAUAUAAACCUUAUACAAUGGAUAGGAACACUGCUCCUGCAGAGAUAGAUGUCCCAUAUUACCAAAAUAAUAAAGAUCAUUCAGUAAACAGAUUAAGAGAAAUGAAGUUAGCACAGACCUUUUUACGAUGGCUAAUGACAUCAGGCGAAAGAAGACAAGAAGACCCACAUGAGGCUUUCUUUGGUUACCAAGGCGACAAUCCAAUCGGAGAAUCUUAACCGAACGUUGUGAUGUUUUGUUGGAGAACCAUUGGUGUAAAUCAUAUCUGCUUUAACUUGGCGUAUAAUUUUUUACAAAAUGAUUUGAACAUUUAGCAAGACUAUCGAAGAUGUAAUUAGAGUGAGCGGAAGUAAACUGGUUGUGAUAUUUUACCGGUUUUCAUCACAAGCAGGAAUUUUGUUAUAUUUUCCCUGUCAUUAGGCAUUGAUAAUUUGUUUGUUCAAACUCAGAAACAAGAUAGACCAUUACUACACAUAAAAAACAAUGUAUUUUGUAAACAUUUUCCUUUGUUAUAUACAGUUUUAGAAUGUAUUUUGAAUUAAAAUUGAAAUGAA
This is a messenger RNA of Mytilus trossulus (common blue mussel), 1081 nucleotides long. RefSeq lists its product as uncharacterized. The record is from RefSeq and is a predicted model, not a curated record. The transcript has 2 exons. Lineage: Eukaryota; Metazoa; Mollusca; Bivalvia; Mytilida; Mytilidae. Bases 323 to 745 code for a protein of 140 amino acids.